This is a messenger RNA of Colletotrichum lupini, 3078 nucleotides long. RefSeq lists its product as uncharacterized. Gene Ontology annotation, molecular function: protein phosphatase activator activity. The record is from RefSeq and is a predicted model, not a curated record. Bases 1 to 3078 code for a protein of 1025 amino acids. NCBI's taxonomy places the organism in Eukaryota, Fungi, Ascomycota, Sordariomycetes, Glomerellales, Glomerellaceae. The transcript is spliced from 8 exons. Gene Ontology annotation, cellular component: protein phosphatase 4 complex; nucleoplasm. Gene Ontology annotation, biological process: DNA damage response; protein dephosphorylation.
AUGAGCGGUAGGGUCACAGUGCGCACGCAGUAUCCGUACGCAGAGGUGCCACCCACCUGCACCCAGUGCCAGCGACAGCAGUCCGCGCAGUUUCCGUCCCAGCGUGAGAGGUGCCAGACCAGCCAGCCCAGUCAAGUCCCGUACCCAGUCACCCAGUCCCAGAGUCCCCAGUUUGCCUCCUCUGUCCGACCAACCGACCGACCGACCGACCGAAUACAGCCUCAAAGUUCUUCCAUCUCAUCAUCAUCUGCCAUCCCACGCAACCCAAAAUUUUGCGCCGGCACGCCGCAGUCGACGACAUCCAAACUUCACGAGCUCAAGACUUCUCGUCCCCGACCGACCGACCUCUCGCUAGAGAGCCGCGCCCCAUUCCAGGCGCGACCGAACGACGGGAAAGUGGCGCUCACCAUCCUCACCCAGACCGACGCCGAGCUUUCCCUUCAACAACACCUCGACCUCGCUCCCGAUAUCCUUAGCUACCCCCGUCUCACUAUCGAGGGGGGCACCGAACCAUUGAUGAUGGCACAACCCGUGCCUCAUCAUGCGACGGACAAGAAACGCGUCAAGGUCUAUGAGCUGCGCAACAAUGACUGGUUCGAUCGCGGCACCGGCUUCUGUACCGCUGCUUUCAUGCAGACGGCGGAUGAUCAGCGCGGAGACCCUAGAGUCAUAGUUGAAUCAGAAGACCACCCCGAUAGGCUUCUAUUGGAGACCAAGAUUUGCAAAGAGGAUGGCUUCCAGAAGCAGCAAGGCAAGUCCCACGGCAUCUCAGUCAAUGGCAUCGAUAUGGCCCUCUCAUUCCAGGAGGCGGAUGGCUGUGCACUGAUAUGGAAAUUCGUCAACAGCGUGCAACAGACUUUCCAGAAUGGCAUGGUCGCUGCCGACGAUAGUCUUUCCGACGAUCUAGCCAUGGAAAUGCCCAGCACCAUCAGCCUUCCACCAGCCGAAAUCGGGAAUCUCCAGGAAAUUGAGACUAGCAUGCGCAUAAUGAGUCAGACAGUCAAUGGACGAGAUGCACUGGCUAAGUGCAUCAUGGGCGAGGACUAUAUUGGCAAACUGAUUCCUUUGGUCGAAAUGGCCGAAGAUCUCGAGAGCCUAUCAGAUUUGCACCGACUUUGCAACAUCAUGAAGACCGUCAUUCUUCUCAACGACACCGCCAUAAUAGAACAUGCCGUGUCCGACGACUGCGUUCUAGGCGUCGUAGGCGCUCUCGAAUACGACCCCGAUUUCCCGAGCCACAAAGCCAACCACCGCCACUGGCUAGAUAACCAAGGACGGUACAAGGAGGUCGUACCGAUCCAGGACGACCAGAUCAGGAGGAAAAUCCAUCAGACCUACCGACUUCAGUACUUGAAGGACGUUGUACUGGCACGCAUACUGGAUGAUCCCACUUUUUCCGUUCUCAACUCUCUGAUUUUCUUCAACCAGGUGGAUAUUGUCCAGCAUCUGCAAGGGAAUGGAGAAUUUCUUGGUGAUCUUUUCGGCAUCUUUAAGAUAACGCAAACGGAUCAGAGACGGAAGAAGGAGGCUGUUCUGUUCAUUCAGCAAUGUUGCGCCAUUGCGAAGAAUCUGCAGCCGCCGGCUCGCCAAACUCUUUACAACAACUUCAUCGGUCACGGCCUGCUUCAGGUCAUCAACUUUGGCCUGCGUCACCCUGAUGUGAGCGUUCGGGUGGGCGCUACCGACGUUCUGGUAUCCCUGAUAGACCACGACCCGCACAUGAUUAGAGGCACCAUUUAUCGCCAACUUCAUGAAAGGCAACCGCCCUUGACAGAUUCGCUCAUUGAUCUGCUUUUGGUGGAAGUCGAUCUUGGCGUCAAGGCACAGAUUUCAGAUGCCUUGAAGGUCCUUCUUGACCAGGGCCCUCCGCUCCAGUCGCAGGAGGCUUUCGCGAAAGCCAAUGGGGAGUUCCCAGGCCGACGGCCCCAGGCAAUGCAAGAUCCUCAGCACGCCAACCUCCUUGACAACUUCUAUGCUUCAUCAGCAAUAAGGCUCUUCAGGCCCCUCACCGAUCUUCGAGGCCGCACCAACAUGGCAUUCCCAUUGCAACAAGCCUCAAUGUUCACAUAUCUCAUCGAAAUACUUUGCUUCUUCAUCAGACAACACCAAGGAAAAUGCAGACCCUUCGUUCACCAACAAGAUCUACUUCGGCGAAUUGCCCAGCUGUUUGCCUGCCCGGAGAAGUAUCUACGACUAGUUGCCAUUCGCUUCUUCCGUAACCUAGCAGGAAUGCAAGAUGAGUUUUACGAUCGACUCAUCAUGGAACAUGGCAUCUUGGAGCCCUUGCUUGACAUGGUCUCCCAAUCUAUGCAUCGGGACAACCUCCUCAGCUCCGCUUGUGUCGAGUUUUUCGUAUUCGUUACCGGACAAGAGCACAGAAAGGCCAUGAACAAGUUUCUCGUCCAAAACUAUCGGGAACGACUAGUCGAUUUGAGUUACAUGGAAACUUUCCGCAACGUCCUAGUACUCUACGACCAGACUCAAGGCCACACCGCCGAGUUCUACACGGAAUCAGAAGAGGAUCUGGCAAGACGGACGGCCGCCAACACCAAUCAGAGGAUGAUGGAACACAUCGCCGUAGAUCAAGCCGAGGAGGAUUACUUCAACACCUCGGAUGACGAAGAUGGACCUGAGAGCAGGGCUUUUGAUAAGGUGCAGCCCACAAAUGGCUCAGCAGCGUCAACAUUAGCCUCAAAACCGCUGGUCGACUACCCUUCGGACGAAGAGGUGGAUGAGAACGCUGAUCCUGAGGUGCUGCCAACGUCUGGCGAAAAGCAAGACGGAACGGAUGGCGCUUCCGAUACGAGCAGUGAAUCAUCCUCGGUCGCACCGCCAGAACGCCUUUCUGAGAAGAGACGGCGCGAAGAAGAUGAUGACGAUGAGCUCGGGAAGCUGAUGCAGAACAAGCGCAGGAACAGUAGUUCUGCGGGGUCGAAUGCAUCAAUGACAUCAAGUAUGGUCAGGAGAAAGAAAACCUUUGCAGAUCGGCCAAACACAGCAGCGCCGAAAAAAAUUGCUAUCAGUAUAUCACCCUCAGUGAAGACUGGCGGGGCGGCGAGGUCGGAUGAUGAAUCCUGA